This is a messenger RNA of Erigeron canadensis, 2135 nucleotides long. Its product is annotated as calcium-dependent protein kinase 32-like. Bases 211 to 1809 code for a protein of 532 amino acids. The record is from RefSeq and is a predicted model, not a curated record. Gene Ontology annotation, molecular function: calcium-dependent protein serine/threonine kinase activity; calmodulin binding; calcium/calmodulin-dependent protein kinase activity. Gene Ontology annotation, cellular component: nucleus; cytoplasm. Gene Ontology annotation, biological process: intracellular signal transduction; protein autophosphorylation; peptidyl-serine phosphorylation. The transcript has 9 exons. NCBI's taxonomy places the organism in Eukaryota, Viridiplantae, Streptophyta, Magnoliopsida, Asterales, Asteraceae.
UUCAUACUUCAUAGUUCAUACACCUUGAUAUAAAAGUUCCUACUUUCAUCGUCUUCUUCAACUCCCUCUCUUUUAUUCUUCCAUUUCUGUAACCAAGAUACAAUCUUUCUUCAUUUUUCUUGAACUUUUCAUCAAAUCUUGGUUUCCUGAAAAACAGCCAUUUCAAGUUACUCACCAAAUCAUCAUUUACAAGAUCUCCUUUGCUUAAAGAUGGGCAAUUGUUGUGCUGUACCAUCAACUACUGAUGAGUCUGAGUACAAAAAAGGGAAAAAUAAACCAAAUCCAUUUGCUUUAGAUAAUGGUGGAUCAGCUCCAUCAAAUGGAUAUAGACCAUUAACAUAUGUGUUAGAAGAUCCAACUGGGACUCAAAUAGAAGAAACUUAUGUUCUUGGUAAAGAAUUAGGUAGAGGUGAAUUUGGUGUUACUUAUUUAUGUACCGAUAAAACAAGCGGUGAAGUUUUCGCUUGUAAAUCCAUAUCAAAAAAGAAGUUAAGAACUAGAGUUGAUAUUGAAGAUGUUAGGAGAGAAGUUGAGAUCAUGAAACAUAUGCCAACUCAUCCUAAUAUUGUAACUUUGAAAGAUACUUAUGAAGAUGAUAAUGCUGUUCAUUUGGUUAUGGAGUUGUGUGAGGGCGGUGAAUUGUUUGACCGAAUCGUUGCUCGAGGUCAUUAUACCGAGAGGGCGGCUGCCGGUGUUACUCGUACCAUUGUCGAGGUUAUUCAGAUUUGUCACAAACAUGGUGUUAUGCACCGUGAUCUUAAACCCGAAAACUUUUUGUACGCAAACAAGAAAGAAACAGCGGCCUUGAAGGCUAUUGAUUUUGGGUUGUCUGUUUUCUUCAAACCAGGUGAGAGAUUCAACGAGAUUGUAGGCAGUCCAUACUACAUGGCUCCUGAGGUCCUAAAACGAAACUAUGGCCCAGAAGUUGAUGUCUGGAGUGCUGGUGUUAUCCUCUACAUAUUGCUUUGUGGAGUCCCUCCAUUUUGGGCAGAAACUGAGCAAGGUGUUGCACAGGCAAUUAUUCGAUCUGUUGUAGAUUUUAAAAGGGAUCCUUGGCCAAAGGUAUCUGAUACUGCAAAGGAUCUUGUCAAGAAGAUGCUUAAUCCUGACCCAAAGUUGCGUCUUACUGCCCAAGAAGUUCUUGAUCAUCCAUGGAUACAAAAUGCCAAAAAGGCCCCAAAUGUUUCAUUAGGUGAAACCGUUAAAGCGAGACUCAAGCAGUUUUCUGUAAUGAACAAGCUUAAGAAGAGGGCUUUAAGGGUGAUUGCUGAACAUUUAUCAGCAGAGGAAGUGGCACGAAUAAAGCAAGGAUUUGAUAUGAUGGAUACUAGCAAACAAGGGAAAAUUAACAUUGUUGAGUUGAAAGCAGGGAUGCAGAAGCUUGGACAACAAAUGCCGGAUGCAGACCUUCAGAUACUUAUGGAUGCUGGAGACGUUGAUAAAGAUGGGUAUUUAAACUAUGGAGAAUUCGUUGCAAUUUCCGUUCACCUUAGAAAGUUGGGUAAUGAUGAUCAUCUUAAAGAUGCUUUUGCAUUUUUUGAUCAAAAUAAAAGUGGAUACAUAGAGAUUGAUGAGCUAAGGGAAGCUUUAGCAGAUGAAGUUGAAACCAACAAUGAAGAAGUCAUUGCAGCCAUUAUUCAUGAUGUCGACACAGACAAGGAUGGAAAAAUAAGUUUUGAGGAGUUCACAGCAAUGAUGAAAGCAGGAACGGAUUGGAGGAAAGCAUCUAGACAAUACUCACGAGAGCGUUACAAUAAUCUUAGCUUGAAGUUGUUCAGAGACGGAUCAAUUCGCGUAGCUGACAAGUAGGGGAAGAUAAACACAGAUUUCCGGUAAUUAACCACAGUUAUAUGUCCUUAUACAUGAGCAUUUUCGAUUCUUGUAAUAUUUUGUUGGGGGUUUAUUCAUUUUAUUUUUACAUAUGCGAUGGUAUCUCUGUAAGUCUGAAGUUUCGCAUGUGUUUAUUAUGUUUAUUUUCAUGGGUUAAAUCUAAGAGGGAGUAAAGAAAGGUUUUACGGGCUUGUGUUUUUAUGGCUGUAAAUAUGUAUCAUGUUGGGCAAAUGUUGCUUAUGUAAUGUAAUUGUUCAAAUUACAAAAUAUUUAAGUUACGAUAAUGUGUUUGUUUUCUGAGAUUA